ACGUUUACGGACAAAAGAAGAAGGUACAAGAUGGCAGCGUUCGUGAGAAGCGUGUUAUGUCAGCUUUCCACCGAACGAAAUGCAUUUCUAACCAAAACUAACACUAUUAUCGUCGAAUCCAAACGACUUGUUCGUGGACUGAGGAGGAAACCUGUCCGAGUUUUGUUUCCUGAGAACGACUCUAGUAGAGUGGUGAAUUCUCAUCAGCAGCCAGAAGAAAAAGCGACAAGAAUCACUUCUAAAACACAGAAUAUUGAGAGAAAAGAUGCAGUUAAAAUGAAAAUCACUGAGCAGUCGAGUGGAAAGCGUCCCCAGGUUGCUGUUACAAGGGAUCAAGUGGACGGAGUUCGCUUUGAGAGGGCUUUUCCCGGAGACAAAAGAUUAUCGAAGCUAGUAAGCGUUGCUCGCUCCAGGACAUUCCGUGAGCACCAGGGCAAAAUCCUCCUUGAGGGCAGGCGUUUGAUCUGUGACGCUCUGGAGGCCAACGCCAGUCCACAGAUGGUGUUCUUCAGCACCGUGGAGCGACUCCAGGAGCUGCCUCUAGACAAGCUGAGAAGAGCCACGCUUGUCAAAGUCAAGUCUGAGGACAUAAAGAUUUGGUCUGAUCUUGUUGCACCACAGGGAGUGAUCGCCAUAUUUUCUCGGCCAAACCCGGAACGGUUGAACUUUUCACAAAGAGGACAGUCCGUGCCGCUUUCCCUGAUAUGUGAUAAUAUCCGGGAUCCGGGUAAUCUUGGGACCAUGCUGCGAUGUGCUGCUGCUGCUGGCUGCCACAGAGUCCUGCUCACAAAAGGUUGUGUUGAUGCUUGGGAGCCUAAAGUUCUACGUGCAGCCAUGGGUGCACAUUUCCGACUACCCAUUUAUCCCAAUCUGGACUGGGAUGAUGUUAAAAAUCAUCUGCCUAAAUCGGUGACUGUCCACGUGGCUGACAGCGGCCCCGACAUAAGUGCUGAAACAGGGGGAAAUGGGUCUCACAAACCGUCCAAACCAGGAGACUUUGGAUGGGUCAGCUCAAGGCCUGAUGGUAAAAACAUGUUGUACCAGGAAUAUGACUCUGACUCAGAGUCUGACUCAGAGUCUGACUCAGAUUCUGAAGACGAGGGCCCUCAGCUCUCCAGAGUGGAAACCAAGCUGUACCACGAGACCUGGACUCGGAGUCCCUCUGCGCUUGUGAUUGGUGGAGAGACGCACGGUUUGAGCGUGGAAGCGGUCCAGUUAGCUGAGGAAACCAGCGGUCACAGGCUUUUUAUUCCUGUUGUUCCUGACGUGGACAGUUUGAAUUCGGCCAUGGCGGCCAGCAUCCUUUUGUUCGAAGGCAGGAGGCAGCUGUUAACGCUGCUGCAAACAUCUGGGAAGAAACGUCAGUCUAAACCUGAGAGGAACUUUUCCUGAGGUUUCCAAUUGAAUAUGGAACCAAAUGUAUCAUAAUCCAUCUGUCUUGCAGUAAAAUCCCGAGUUUAAAUUAGGUUUUGCAAAGCUUAUGUAUCAGGUGUUGUAUUUGUGUUCAUAUAUUUUGUUUUAAGGACUACUUUUAGCUAUGUCAUUGAGCCAAUUUAUGAAUAUUAACUGAUCUGUAAUUGGAGGCUAUUACAAACUUUCCUCAAUCAUU
This is a messenger RNA of Nothobranchius furzeri (turquoise killifish), 1609 nucleotides long. It is a transcript of the gene mrm3a, whose product is annotated as mitochondrial rRNA methyltransferase 3a. The record is from RefSeq and is a predicted model, not a curated record. Gene Ontology annotation, biological process: RNA processing. Gene Ontology annotation, molecular function: RNA binding; RNA methyltransferase activity. Lineage: Eukaryota; Metazoa; Chordata; Actinopteri; Cyprinodontiformes; Nothobranchiidae.